Messenger RNA from Emericellopsis cladophorae, 1566 nucleotides. RefSeq lists its product as uncharacterized. The record is from RefSeq and is a predicted model, not a curated record. Gene Ontology annotation, molecular function: metal ion binding; glycerophospholipase activity. NCBI's taxonomy places the organism in Eukaryota, Fungi, Ascomycota, Sordariomycetes, Hypocreales, Bionectriaceae. The transcript has a single exon. The coding region runs from base 1 to 1566 and encodes 521 amino acids. Gene Ontology annotation, cellular component: cytoplasm.
AUGACUAGCGGUGACACGGACGCAUCCAACCGACCUUUCCAAAAUUAUCACGUCAUAUACAAGGACGAAACGGUGGCCUUCUUGCUAAAGCCUAGCUUGAGUCCUUCGGCAUACUACGGCAGGCGGCCACUGUCCAAGAUUAUGAAAGGUAUUACGAUUGGAAUACCCGUAGUGAGAGGCUUCGACCGGCCGAAGUGGGAGCGCAAACAUGAGAAGAAACCAACGCAACGGGGAUCGGAAGCUUCACCCCCACACGCGUUGCGUGGUGAGCAAGGCGAACUCGUCUGCCCAGGCUGCGAAGCAGAAAAGAACCAGGGUCAGGUCACCGACCUCGUUCUGGUUGCCCACGGCAUUGGGCAAAAGUUUGCUGAGAGGGUCGAGAGCUUCCACUUCACACACGCAAUCAACGGGUUUCGCCGAGCGGUCAACAUUGAACUGGGAACACCACUCGUCCAAGGAAUACUUCGAGAGAGCCAGAAUGGGAUGAUGAUCCUACCCCUCAACUGGAGAUUGGGGCUAUCUUUCGAAGAAGGCGGUCCGAUGCCUGAGGAGGACAAGGUCCAUCAGGCGACAGACGGUUUCGGCCUGAAAGACAUUGAGCCGACCACGAUCCCGGCAGUCCGCAGCAUGAUCUCAGAUGUUAUGUUUGACAUACCGUUCUACAUGUCACACCACAAGAGCAAAAUGAUCAAAGCCUUGGUGACCGAGGCCAAUAGAGUGUAUCGACUAUGGUGUAGGAACAACCCUGGGUUUGCAGAGCAUGGCCGCGUGCAUUUGAUCGGCCAUUCGUUGGGCAGCGCGAUGGCCUUGGAAGUUCUUUCGAGGCAGCCAACGAGCGUCCCGCAUUUAAACCUGUCACAGCCCGAGCCCGAGACCUCGUUCUUCGAGUUUGACACCAAGAAUCUCUUCCUCGUCGGCAGUCCUGCAGGAUUCUUCUUGCUUCUCGAGAGGGGCAGCCUGAUGCCGCGUCAUGGCAGAAGAAAGCCUGGGGCGGAGUCCGCAGAUACCACGGCGGGUGGCGUUGUUGGCGAGGCUGGCACUUUCGGUUGCCUAGCAGUGGACAAUAUAUACAACAUCCUCGCCAAGGAAGAUCCAAUUGCCUAUCUGCUGAACGGGGCCGUGGAUCCUACAUACGCGGCCAGUCUCAAGGUUGCCCAUGUCCCUAGCACGGCCUCAUCGUUCUUCAAAGCGUUUGGGGAUGCGUUUCGCUACGUUAUACCUGGGAUGCAACCAGCGCAAAGAACCUUUGCUCCCGAACCCGCACGACCCCCAGCGUUCAGGCUCCCGUCCCAGCUCGAGCUCGAAGUACACGAUUUCACUCGCGAGGAAAUCGCAGAGAAGAAGAUCUUUUUGCUCAACGACAAUGGUCAAAUUGACUACUAUCUACGAUCUGGAGGUGGACCUCUCGAGAUCCAGUACCUAAACAUGUUAAGUGCGCAUACCAGCUAUUGGACCAAUCUCGAUUUCAUUCGCAUGCUAUGUAUCGAGAUAGGCAGAGAGCCUGGACGAGGCAACACCCUUCCUGCGAUGAGAGCCGUGAAGGCCACAAAGCGCAUGAUUCCGUGA